Molecule: messenger RNA, 1213 nt
Organism: Melanaphis sacchari
Lineage: Eukaryota; Metazoa; Arthropoda; Insecta; Hemiptera; Aphididae
Product: nudC domain-containing protein 2-like
Exons: 3
Coding region: 90-500 (136 amino acids)
Biological process (GO): protein folding
Cellular component (GO): cytoplasm
Source: RefSeq, a predicted model, not a curated record
AAAGUAGCAGCCAUCAAUAGUUAAUUAAAUAACUAAUAAGUACUAGAAAAUCACCAAGUGUUCUAACACCUGUGAUAAUUGUCAUAAACAUGGCCGUUAGCCAUUUUGAUGAAAAAAGUGGUAUUGUACCAUGUAUUACAAAAUGGGGUAGAUGGUGGCAAACUGUGGAUGAAUUACAUAUUGAAGUAACUCUACCAGUUAAUACCAAAUCCAAAGAUAUCAAAAUCAAUGUCACUAACUCAAGUAUUACUUGUCAAAUUUUAGGAAAAACUUUAUUUUCUGGUAAUUUAUUUAGAAAAGUUCAUGGUGAUGAUACUUUAUGGACAUUAGAAGACAAUGGUACUUUGUUAAACAUUGUUUUAACAAAAGCAGAUUUUUCAGAAAAAGAAAUCGUUUGGGAAGCUUUCAUGAAGGAUGGAUCAUUUAAAGCAGAUCCUUUAACAUACCUUGAAAUGUCAAAGAAAAUGGAUCUAGAAAAGCUUCAAAUUAAGAUUCUAUAAUCCAUAAAUUAAAAUAUUCUUUAUGAUAAUUGAAAAAUAGGUAAUCAGAAUGUUUUAGAACAAUUAUACCUUUUAUGUAAUAUUUACCUUGCAUGAAUAUACAGUUGAAGCUGCUUAUUAGAAACACAGAUAAUUGAUACCAUCGCGUUAUUGCAACAAAAUGUCUUGGGACGGAUCAGCCGUAUAUUAGAACAUUGAAAAUAAAUCAGAUUAUUGAAACAUCACAUCGGUUAUUUGAAACAAUUUGGAGAAGGUCAGUUGACAUAUGCACCGAUUAUCCGGUGAUAACCAAUGAACUUCAAUUUUUCUUUCCUGUCAUUACGUUUAUAUUUACUAUAAUUUAUCGUGAGAAUGCUCUUUCUGUAUGUAGUGGUCGUAUCGUUUGUAGUUUAACUUCAGCGUGCGUAUGUAAAGAUUAUUAGUGUUUCCUUUUUUCUAAAAAUGUCUAAACGCUAAGAUUUUAGUCAAUUUUCAUGCGACCAAUCGUGGUUUGAAACUCAUUAGACCGAUUUGCUAUCCCCCAAUACACACCCUCUGAUAUUUUCAAUGCGAAGGAAACUGGGAUUUAUUUUGGAGCUUUACCUGAACACACAUACACACUCAAAAUAAGUGACAAAGCCAAAGGGGCAAUAUUACUCGUAUAAAAAUAUGGUCAUGGAGUUACUCGACGCAAAAAAACAAAUUACGAAUGAUAAAUAUUUUAAAUAAUAUCA